Messenger RNA from Elaeis guineensis (African oil palm), 1538 nucleotides. The record is from RefSeq and is a predicted model, not a curated record. NCBI's taxonomy places the organism in Eukaryota, Viridiplantae, Streptophyta, Magnoliopsida, Arecales, Arecaceae.
UAAUCCCCUUGUGUUCUGGCAGCAAUGCCAUAGGGGUUUUCACAGACGAUUCUGGCUCCUGAUCGAUGAACUCCAUCUACGAUUGAGGAGCUCUGGCCUUGAUUGACAAGCUUCGUCCCCUAUUGACGAGCUCCUCCAGUCUUUGAUCUGCCGUCUUUUCUCUGUGAGAUGGGACUUUUAAGUUGGCAUUCCAAUUUAUUGUUCGCAUUACUGUAGAUGAGAUCUGUGAGGUGGUUUUGUGACUGAUGAGAAAAAAUAUCUAUUCCUCUGUGGACUGGAUUCAAGUCAUCAUUUUCUCUGUUGCUGACUGAAGUUUAAGCAAUAUUAGCAUGGUAACGUACAGAAAACAUGCCUGAAGUAGUUGUUGAUAUUGAUGCUGGGAGAAAACGGAGAUUACCUGCAUGGAUGCUGCGGGUGAGCUCCCCUGAUAAACAAAGAACCUCUCAAAGUGGAGAUAAAACAUGUUCACCAUUGAAAGAUCAACCUGAGACUCAGGAUGCUGGGUCUAAAAGUAAAGGGAUAUUAACUCAAGAUACAGAUGUUUCAGAUAAACUUGAUCUCUCACAAAGGUGUGAGGCAAAACAAGGAACUAGAAAAGCAAGGAGAAGAGGUUUAGGUUUGGAUAAGUCCAAACUUAGUGAGGCUCAGACGAAACAUAAGAAGGAAGCUGAUGGAGGUGAGAGAAUGUUGGAUUGUAGGGAUACUGCAAAGAAGCAAAAGCUAAAGAGUAAGAGAUCCAAGAACAGUGACAUGCAAGUCACGUCACCAGGAAAGGAGGAUGAAAUAGAACUGACAGUUGAAGAUCUGGUGAGCAUUGCUGAAGAGUAUGUAAAUGCUGAUAAGGAGAAACAGCAUGAGCACUCAAUUACAAGAGAAUCCCAUUUAAAAGCAAACCCUUCAAGCUUGUCAGCUUCCUCAAAUGUUAAUGCUGGCCGACCUAUCCAAGCUGCUGGAUCUGGCAAGAUAAUAUCCAAAUGCAUAACCACUAGUUCCAGUUCUUAUUUAACUGAUACUGAAAGGAACAAAGAGAAACGCCUUGGAGGGGAAAAUUUCGCCACUAAUAUCACAAGAACUGGGGAUACCGUUCAAGAUAUGUUGGACCUCUUUAUAGGUCCUCUGCUGCAGAAACCUUCAGCCAUAGAGCAAGAAAAUGGGACAAUUAAAACAGAAAGUAUGAACAUAACCGUUGAAACUGACAAACAAGCCAGAAGCAGGGAACUGUGGAGAGAAGAAGGAACAUUGGUUUUGACAAAAAAGAAGAGCAGCUUCAAGGAUAAGGUGGCCAUGUUUCUUGACUAAGUGCAGUAUCUGGAAAUCAGUGGUGAAUCAGUCAUUUGCUUCUAAUGGGAAACUGAGAGGUAAUUCUUGUUUGGAGUAAGGUGCACUGAUGCAGAAACAUCCUAUUCAAUUUGUUUCUGUCUGGCAUUUGUAUAGUUGGAGGUUGUAUUCGCACGUAGAAUUUAGCAUUAUUGUAGUUUUUGCAGUGUAUAUAUAUUGCCAAUAAUAUAGAGGGGUGUUUGGUUAUAUAUUGCCAAUAA